AUGCGCUUGUUUUUCGUCGCGGUUUUUGCCGCUCUUGUGGCCCUCGCAGCGGCCCAAUCCGAAUCUAAAACGGUUACGGCGGUAGCCACCCCGGAUAUAAAGGCUCAGCCAUGUUGUGAAGGUGUUCGACAAACUUUAAUUGAAAUACGAAAGGAUAUACGUCUGUGGCUGCUGGACAGGCUUUUCGGAAAGUUGCUUCUCUUGCAUGACGGAGAACUGCUUGGAAAUCCGAAUUACGUGAAUUGUGUUAACGGGAAAAAAAUACUUGAAUUAUCCGAUGAGAGCUCUGCUAAGGAAACAUCCUCGAACUGUAAAGGAAUUUGUGGCCAGUCAUCGUCCACCUCCACAACAACAUCGUCGGAUGAGGGUCAAGCCCGUACCUCAUUUGACCCUACUGUUGAAGUCACUCAGGGAACGAAUAGUGCUGGAAACUCCAGUCAGUCUUCAUCCACAACCACCACGACAACAUCUUCGGAUGAUGGUCAAGCCAGCACCUUACCGGAAGUCACUCAGGGAACGAAUAGUGCUGGAAACUCCAGUCAGUCCUCGUCCACAACCACCUCGAUAACCUCUUCGGAUGAUGGUCAAACAACCGUGUCGUCUUCUCCAGCAGUAGAAGUCACUGAGGGAAGUUCGUCGAAUGAUGAUGCAAGCUCUGGUCAGUCGUUGACAACCUCCACAACCACAACGACAACAUCUUCGGAUGACGGUCAAUCCAGCACCUCAUCUGACCCUACUGUGGAAGUCACUCAGGGAACGAAUAGUGCCGGAAACUCCAGUCAGUCAUCGUCCACAACCACCUCGACAACCUCUUCGGAUGAUGGUCAAACCACUGUGUCGUCUUCUCCAGCAGUAGAAGUCACUGAGGGAAGUUCGUCGAAUGACGAUGGAAGCUCAGGCCAGUCGUUGACCACCUCCACAACCACCUCGACAACAUCAUCGGAUGAGGGUCAAGCCAGCACCUCAUCUGACCCUACAGUGGAAGUCCCUCAGGGAACGAACAGCGCUGGAAACUCCAGUCAGUCUUCGUCCACAACCACUUCGACAGCCUCUUCGGAUGAUGGUCAAACCACCGUGUCGUCUUCUCCAGCAGUAGAAGUCACUGAGGGAAGUUCGUCGAAUGAUGAUGGAAGCUCUGGUCAGUCGUCGACAACCUCCACAACCACAACCACAACGACAACAUCUUCGGAUGGCGGUCAAGCCAGCACCUCAUCUGACCCUACUGUGGAAGUCACUCAGGGAACGAAUAGUGCCGGAAACUCCAGUCAGUCAUCGUCCACAACCACCUCGACAACCUCUUCGGAUGAUGUUCAAACCACCGUGUCGUCUUCUCCAGCAGUAGAAGUCACUGAGGGAAGUUCGUCGAAUGAUGAUGGAAGCUCUGGUCAGUCGUCGACAACCUCCACAACAACCUCGACAACAUCAUCGGAUGAGGGUCAAGCCAGCACCUCAUCUGACCCUACUGUGGAAGUCACUCAGGGAUCGAACAGUGCUGGAAACUCCAGUCAGUCUUCGUCCACAACCACUUCGACAGCCUCUUCGGAUGAUGGUCAAACCACCGUGUCGUCUUCUCCAGCAGUAGAAGUCACUGAGGGAAGUUCGUCGAAUGAUGAUGGAAGCUCUGGUCAGUCGUCGACAACCUCCACAACCACAACCACAACGACAACAUCUUCGGAUGAGGGUCAAGCCAGCACCUCAUCUGACCCUACUGUGGAAGUCACUCAGGGAUCGAACAGUGCUGGAAACUCCAGUCAGUCUUCGUCCACAACCACUUCGACAGCCUCUUCGGAUGAUGGUCAAACCACCGUGUCGUCUUCUCCAGCAGUAGAAGUCACUGAGGGAAGUUCGUCGAAUGAUAAUGGAAGCUCUGGUCAGUCGUCGACAACCUCCACAACCACAACCACAACCACAACAUCUUCGGAUGGCGGUCAAGCCAGCACCUCAUCUGACCCUACUGUGGAAGUCACUCAGGGAUCGAACAGUGCUGGAAACUCCAGUCAGUCGUCGUCCACACGCACCUCGACAACCUCUUCGGAUGAUGGUCAAACCACUGUGUCGUCUUCUCCAGCAGUAGAAGUCACUGAGGGAACUUCGUCGAAUGUUAAUGGAAGCUCUGUUCAGUCGUCGACAACCUCCACAACCACAACCACAACGACAACUUCUUCGGAUGAGGGUCAAGCCAGCACCUCAUCUGACCCUACUGUGGAAGUAACUCAGGGAACGAACAGUGCUGGAAACUCCAGUCAGUCAUCGUCCACAACCACCUCGACAACCUCUUCGGAUGAUGGUCAAACCACUGUGUCGUCUUCUCCAGCAGUAGAAGUCACUGAGGGAAGUUCGUCGAAUGAUGAUGGAAGCUCUGGCCAGUCGUUGACCACCUCCACAACAACCUCGACAACAUCAUCGGAUGAGGGUCAAGCCAGCACCUCAUCUGACCCUACUGUGGAAGUCACUCAGGGAUCGAACAGUGCUGGAAACUCCAGUCAGUCUUCAUCCACAACCACCACGACAACCUCUUCGGAUGAUGGUCAAACCACCGUGUCGUCUUCUCCAGCAGUCGAAGUCACUGCGGGAAGUUCGUCGAAUGAUGACGGAAGCUCUGCUCAGUCGUCGACAACCUCCACAACCACAACCACAACGACAACAUCUUCGGAUGAGGGUCAAGCCAGCACCUCAUCCGACCCUACUGUGGAAGUCACUCAGGGAUCGAACAGUGCUGGAAACUCCAGUCAGUCCUCAUCCACAACCACCACGACAACCUCUUCGGAUGAUAGUCAAACCACCGUGUCGUCUUCUCCAGCAGUAGAAGUUACUAAGGGAAGUUCAUCGAGUGAUGAUGGAAGCUCUGGUCAAUCGUCGACAACCUCCACAACCACAACCACAACGACAAUAUCUUCGGAUGAGGGUCAAGCCAGCACCUCAUCUGACCCUACUGUGGAAGUCACUCAGGGAACAAACAGUGCUGGAAACUCCAGUCAUCAGUCCUCGUCCACAACCACCUCGACAACCUCUUCGGAUGAUGGUCAAACCACCGUGUCGUCUUCUCCAGCAGUAGAAGUCACUGACGGAAGCUCGUCGAAUGAUGAUGGAAGCUCUGGUCAGUCGUCGACCACCUCCACAACCACAACGACAACAUCUUCGGAUGAGGGUCAAGCCAGCACCUCAUCUGACCCUACUGUGGAAGUCACUCAGGGAACAAACAGUGUUGGAAACUCCAGUCAAUCGUCGUCAAGCACCUCGACAACCUCUUCGGAUGAUGGUCAAACCACCGUGUCGUCUUCUCCAGCAGUAGAAGUCACUGAGGGAACUUCGUCGAAUGAUGAUGGAAGCUCUGGUCAGUCGUCGACAACCUUCACCUCCACAACCACAACGACAACAUCUUCGGAUGGCGGUCAAGCCAGCACCUCAUCUGACCCCACUGUGGAAGUCACUCAGGGAUCGAACAGUGCUGGAAAUUCCAGUCAGUCGUCGUCCACAAGCACCUCGACAACCUCUUCGGAUGAUGGUCAAACCACCGUGUCGUCUUCUCCAGCAGUAGAAGUCACUGAGGGAAGUUCGUCGAAUGAUAAUGGAAGCUCUGGUCAGUCGUCGACAACCUCCACAACCACAACCACAACCACAACAUCUUCGGAUGGCGGUCAAGCCAGCACCUCAUCUGACCCUACUGUGGAAGUCACUCAGGGAUCGAACAGUGCUGGAAACUCCAGUCAGUCGUCGUCUACAAGCACCUCGACAACCUCUUCGGAUGAUGGUCAAACCACUGUGUCGUCUUCUCCAGCAGUAGAAGUCACUGAGGGAACUUCGUCGAAUGUUAAUGGAAGCUCUGUUCAGUCGUCGACCACCUCCACAACCACAACGACAAUAUCUUCGGAUGAGGGUCAAGCCAGCACCUCAUCUGACCCUACUGUGGAAGUCACUCAGGGAUCGAACAGUGCUGGAAACUCCAGUCAGUCAUCGUCCACAACCACCUCGACAACCUCUUCGGAUGAUGGUCAAACCACUGUGUCGUCUUCUCCAGCAGUAGAAGUCACUGAGGGAACUUCGUCGAAUGAUAACGGAAGCUCUGGUCAGUCGUCGACAACCUCCACAACUACAACCACAACGACAACAUCUUCGGAUGGCGGUCAAGCCAGCACGUCAUCGGACCCUACUGUGGAAAUCACUCAGGGAACGAAUAGCGCUGGAAACUCCAGUCAGUCUUCAUCCACAACCACCACGACAAUCUCUUCGGAUGAUGGUCAAACUACCGGGUCGUCUUCUCCAGCAGUAGAAGUCACUGAGGGAAGUUCGUCGAAUGAUGAUGGAAGCUCUGGUCAGUCGUCGACCACCUCCACAACCACAACGACAACAUCUUCGGAUGAGGGUCAAGCCAGCACCUCAUCUGACCUUACUGUGGAAGUCACUCAGGGAUCGAACAGUGCUGGAAACUCCAGUCAGUCCUCAUCCACAACCACCACGACAACCUCUUCGGAUGAUGGUCAAACCACCGUGUCGUCUUCUCCAGCAGUAGAAGUCACUGAGGGAAGUUCGUCGAAUGAUGAUGGAAGCUCUGGUCAGUCGUCGACAACCUCCACAACCACAACGACAACAUCUUCGGGUGAGGGUCAAGCCAGCACCUCAUCUGGCCCUACUGUGGAAGUCAUUCAGGGAUCGAACAGUGCUGGAAACUCCAGUCAGUCUUCGUCCACAACCACCUCGACAACCUCUUCGGAUGAUGGUCAAACCACCGUGUCGUCUUCUCCAGCAGUAGAAGUCACUGAGGGAAGUUCGUCGAAUGAUGGUGGAAGCUCUGGUCAGUCGUCGACCACCUCCACAACCACAACCACAACGACAACAUCUUCGGGUGAGGGUCAAGCCAGCACCUCAUCUGACCCUACUGUGGAAGUCAUUCAGGGAUCGAACAGUGCUGGAAACUCCAGUCAGUCUUCGUCCACAACCACCUCGACAACCUCUUCGGAUGAUGGUCAAACCACCGUGUCGUCUUCUCCAGCAGUAGAAGUCACUGAGGGAAGUUCGUCGAAUGAUGAUGGAAGCUCUGGUCUGUCGUCGACCACCUCUACAACCACAACGACAACAUCUUCGGAUGAGGGUCAAGCCAGCACCUCAUCUGACCCUACUGUGGAAGUCACUCAGGGAACAAACAGUGCUGGAAACUCCAGUCAGUCGUCGUCAAGCACCUCGACAACCUCUUCGGAUGAUGGUCAAACCACCGUGUCGUCUUCUCCAGCAGUAGAAGUCACUGAGGGAACUUCGUCGAAUGAUGAUGGAAGCUCUGGUCAGUCGUCGACAACCUCCACCUCCACAACCACAACAACAUCUUCGGAUGAGGGUCAAGCCAGCACCUCAUCUGACCCUACUGUGGAAGUCACUCAGGGAUCGAACAGUGCUGGAAACUCCAGUCAGUCUUCAUCCACAACCACCUCGACAACCUCUUCGGAUGAUGGUCAAACCACUGUGUCGUCUUCUCCAGCAGUAGAAGUCACUGAGGGAACUUCGUCGAAUGAUGAUGGAAGCUCUGGUCAGUCGUCGACAACCUCCACAACUACAACCACAACGACAACAUCUUCGGAUGGCGGUCAAGCCAGCACGUCAUCGGACCCUACUGUGGAAAUCACUCAGGGAACGAAUAGCGCUGGAAACUCCAGUCAGUCUUCAUCCACAACCACUAUGACAACCUCUUCGGGUGAUGCUCUAACCACCGUGUCGUCUUCUCCAGCAGUAGAAGUCACUGAGGGAAGUUCAUCGAGUUCUGAUGGAAGCUCUGGUCAGUCGUCGACAACCUCCACAACGACAACGACAAUAUCUUCGGAUGAGGGUCAAGCCAGCACCUCAUCUGAACCUACUGUGGAAGUCACUCAGGGAUCGAACAGUGCUGGAAACUCCAGUCAGUCCUCAUCCACAACCACCACGACAACCUCUUCGGAUGAUGGUCAAACCACUGUGUCGUCUUCUCCAGCAGUAGAAGUCACUGAGGGAAGUUCGUCGAAUGAUGAUGGAAGCUCUGGUCAGUCGUCGACCACCUCCACAACCACAACCACAACGACAACAUCUUCGGAUGAGGGUCAAGCCAGCACCUCAUCUGACCCUACUGUGGAAGUCACUCAGGGAUCGAACAGUGCUGGAAACUCCAGUCAGUCCUCAUCCACAACCACCACGACAACCUCUUCGGAUGAUGGUCAAACCACCGUGUCGUCUUCUCCAGCAGUAGAAGUCACUGAGGGAAGUUCGUCGAAUGAUGAUGGAAGCUCUGGUCAGUCGUCGACAACCUCCACAACCACAACGACAACAUCUUCGGGUGAGGGUCAAGCCAGCACCUCAUCUGGCCCUACUGUGGAAGUCAUUCAGGGAUCGAACAGUGCUGGAAACUCCAGUCAGUCUUCGUCCACAACCACCUCGACAACCUCUUCGGAUGAUGGUCAAACCACCGUGUCGUCUUCUCCAGCAGUAGAAGUCACUGAGGGAAGUUCGUCGAAUGAUGAUGGAAGCUCUGGUCAGUCGUCGACCACCUCCACAACCACAACGACAACAUCUUCGGGUGAGGGUCAAGCCAGCACCUCAUCUGACCCUACUGUGGAAGUCAUUCAGGGAUCGAACAGUGCUGGAAACUCCAGUCAGUCUUCGUCCACAACCACCUCGACAACCUCUUCGGAUGAUGGUCAAACCACCGUGUCGUCUUCUCCAGCAGUAGAAGUCACUGAGGGAAGUUCGUCGAAUGAUGAUGGAAGCUCUGGUCAGUCGUCGACCACCUCUACAACCACAACGACAACAUCUUCGGAUGAGGGUCAAGCCAGCACCUCAUCUGACCCUACUGUGGAAGUCACUCAGGGAACAAACAGUGCUGGAAACUCCAGUCAGUCGUCGUCAAGCACCUCGACAACCUCUUCGGAUGAUGGUCAAACCACCGUGUCGUCUUCUCCAGCAGUAGAAGUCACUGAGGGAACGUCGUCGAAUGAUGAUGGAAGCUCUGGUCAGUCGUCGACAACCUCCACCUCCACAACCACAACAACAACAUCUUCGGAUGAGGGUCAAGCCAGCACCUCAUCUGACCCUACUGUGGAAGUCACUCAGGGAUCGAACAGUGCUGGAAACUCCAGUCAGUCGUCGUCCACAAGCACCUCGACAACCUCUUCGGAUGAUGGUCAAACCACUGUGUCGUCUUCUCCAGCAGUAGAAGUCACUGAGGGAACUUCGUCGAAUGUUAAUGGAAGCUCUGUUCAGUCGUCGACCACCUCCACAACCACAACGACAACAUCUUCGGAUGAGGGUCAAGCCAGCACCUCACCUGACCCUACUGUGGAAGUCACUCAGGGAACGAACAGUGCUGGAAACUCCAGUCAGUCAUCGUCCACAACUACCUCGACAACCUCUUCGGAUGAUGGUCAAACCACUGUGUCGUCUUCUCCAGCAGUAGAAGUCACUGAGGGAACUUCGUCGAAUGAUAAUGGAAGCUCUGGUCAGUCGUCGACAACCUCCACAACCACAACCACAACGACAACAUCUUCGGAUGGCGGUAAAGCCAGCACGUCAUCGGACCCUACUGUGGAAAUCACUCAGGGAACGAAUAGCGCUGGAAACUCCAGUCAGUCUUCGUCCACAACCACCACGACAACCUCUUCGGAUGAUGGUCUAACCACCGUGUCGUCUUCUCCAGCAGUAGAAGUCACCGAGGGAAGUUCAUCGAGUGAUGAUGGAAGCUCUGGUCAGUCGUCGACAACCUCCACAACGACAACGACAAUAUCUUCGGAUGAGGGUCAAGCCAGCACCUCAUCUGACCCUACUGUGGAAGUCACUCAGGGAUCGAACAGUGCUGGAAACUCCAGUCAGUCCUCAUCCACAACCACCACGACAACCUCUUCGGAUGAUGGUCAAACCACCGUGUCGUCUUCUCCAGCAGUAGAAGUCACUGAGGGAAGUUCGUCGAAUGAUGAUGGAAGCUCUGGUCAGUCGUCGACCACCUCCACAACCACAACCACAACGACAACAUCUUCGGAUGAGGGUCAAGCCAGCACCUCAUCUGACCCUACUGUGGAAAUCACUCAGGGAUCGAACAGUGCUGGAAACUCCAGUCAGUCCUCAUCCACAACCACCACGACAACCUCUUCGGAUGAUGGUCAAACCACCGUGUCGUCCUCUCCAGCAGUAGAAGUCACUAAGGGAAGUUCGUCGACUGAUGUUGGAAGCUCUGGUCAGUCGUCGACAACAUCCACAACCACAACCACAACGACAACAUCUUCGGAUAAGGGUCAAGCCAGCACCUCAUCUGACCCUACUGUGGAAGUCACUCAGGGAGCGAAUAGUGCUGGAAACGCCAGUCAGUCUUCGUCCACAACCACCUCGACAACCUCUUCGGAUGAUGGUCAAACCACCGUGUCGUCUUCUCCAGCAGUAGAAGUCACUGAGGGAAGUUCAUCGAGUGAUGAUGAAAGCUCUGGUCAGUCGUCGACAACCUCCACAACGACAACGACAACAUCUUCGGAUGAGGGUCAAGCCAGCACCUCAUCUGACCCUACUGUGGAAGUCACUCAGGGAACAAACAGUGCUGGAAACUCCAGUCAGUCGUCGUCCACAAGCACCUCGACAACCUCUUCGGAUGAUGGUCAAACCACCGUGUCGUCUUCUCCAGCAGUAGAAGUCACUGAGGAAACUUCGUCGAAUGUUAAUGGAAGCUCUGGUCAGUCGUCGACAACCUCCACAACCACAACCACAACGACAACGUCUUCAGAUGAGGGUCAAGCCAUCACCUCAUCUGACCCUACUGUGGAAGUCACUCAGGGAACAAACAGUGCUGGAAACUCCAGUCAGUCGUCGUCCACAAGCACCUCGACAACCUCUUCGGAUGAUGGUCAAACCACCGUGUCGUCUUCUCCAGCAGUAGAAGUCACUGAGGGAAGUUCAUCGAGUGAUGAUGGAAGCUCUGGUCAGUCGUCGACAACCUCCACAACGACAACGACAACAUCUUCGGGUGAGGGUCAAGCCAGCACCUCAUCUGACCCUACUGUGGAAGUCACUCAGGGAACAAACAGUGCUGGAAACUCCAGUCAGUCGUCGUCCACAAGCACCUCGACAACCUCUUCGGAUGAUGGUCAAACCACCGUGUCGUCUUCUCCAGCAGUAGAAGUCACUGAGGAAACUUCGUCGAAUGUUAAUGGAAGCUCUGGUCAGUCGUCGACAACCUCCACAACCACAACCACAACGACAACGUCUUCAGAUGAGGGUCAAGCCAUCACCUCAUCUGACCCUACUGUGGAAGUCACUCAGGGAACAAACAGUGCUGGAAACUCCAGUAAGUCGUCGUCCACAAGCACCUCGACAACCUCUUCGGAUGAUGGUCAAACCACCGUGUCGUCUUCUCCAGCAGUAGAAGUCACUGAGGGAACAUCGUCGAAUGUUAAUGGAAGCUCUGGUCAGUCGUCGACAACCUCCACAACAACAACCACAACGACAACGUCUUCGGAUGUGGGUCAAGCCAGCACCUCAUCUGACCCUACUGUGGAAGUCACUCAGGGAACAAGCAGUGCUGGAAACUCCAGUCAGUCGUCGUCCACAAGCACCUCGACAACCUCUUCGGAUGAUGGUCAAACCACCGUGUCGUCUUCUCCAGCAGUAGAAGUCACUAAGGGAAUUUCGGCUAAUGAUAAUGGAAACUCUGGUCAGUCAUCGACUACCUCCACAACCACAACGAUAAAAUCUUCGAAUGAGAGUCAAGCCAUCACCCCAUCUCCCUCGACUGUGAAAGAUUCUGAUGUUAUCGUUAAAGGUGGAAAAUCAGGCUCAAAAUGGACUAAAACCACAAAAACUUCAAAGGUUCACAAGUUUAAUGGGAAUUCUAACUCCAGCUCAAGCGAAACUACUACAACAAUAACGACUAGCACUUCCUCUAUACCUCAAAUUAAACGUCCCAGGUCGAGCUCAUCCAAGAAAACUUCCAGUGAUGGUAAGGUUCGGACCAAGCGGUCGAGCAAAAAGUCCCACAAGAGCAAAAAAUCCCACAAGAGCAAAAAAUGCCACAAGAGUAAAAAUAACAGUUCAUCCGUUAGUGAAGCAGAAUCGUCUGAUUCAUUAAUUGAUCAAAAUAGUUUCAAUGAUGGCGCAAACUCGAGUCAGUCAUUAACAACAUCAACUACAAAUCCGAAGUUUAAUGGGAAUUCUAACUCCAGCUCAAGCGAAACGAAUACAACAAUAACGACUAGCUCUUCCUUGACACCUCAAACUAAACGUUCCAAGUCGAGCUCAACGAAGAAAACUUCCAGUGGUGGUAAGACUCGGACCAAGCGGUCGAGCAAAAAGUCCCACAAGAGCAAAAAAUCCCACACGAUCGAAAAAUUCCACAAGAGUAAAAAUAACAGUUCAUCCGUUAGUGGAGCAGAAUCGUCUGAUGCAUUAUUUGAUGGAAAUAGUUCCAAUGAUGGUGCAAGCUCAAGUCAGUCUUCAACAACAACGACAAUUACCUCAACCGAUGGAAGCGAUCAGUCCAGCUCUUCAUCUUUGCCUGAAGUAGACGCCAGUGUAACUUCAACAAGCGGCAAAUCCAGGACAACUAAAACUAAAAAAACAAAAUCCCAUUCGUCAAAGGCCUCUAAGGUUCCCAAAUCUAAUGGAAAAUCGAGCUCCACAUCUAGCAAAACCACAAAAACCGUAACAACAAGCUCUUCCUCUACACCUAAGAGCAAGCAUUCCUACUCGAGUUCAUCAAAAAAAUCUUCUAUUGAUGGAAAAUCGAACAAGACUUCCUCGACCACGACAACAACGACCUUUUCAGAUAAGGGUCAAACAGAAUCCUCUUUGGACCCCCACAUCAAAAUCACUCAGGGUAGUCCUUUGAAUGAUAAUGAAAGCUCGAAUCAGGUCGUGACAACGACCACCUCCUCUGAGAGCCUAGUUGGUACUCCUUCUUCUCCCGUCGUCAAAGUUAUCAAGGAAAGUUCCAUAAGCAAAGGAGGAAAAACCAUACGAUCGUCAACCACAACAACAACUACAACCACAAAGGGAAGUAAGCAGUCGGGCACCACACCUCUUAAAGUGGUUGAUGCUAGCGUAGUGGCUCAUGGUGGAAAGUCAAGCUCAAAAUCUUCAACCACAACAACGUCCACUAUCGGAGGUAAAUCGUCAGGUAUCUUGUCGCUACCAACCGUUGGCGCCACCACAUCACUUACCGGCGGAAAGUCAGGUUCAACAGUGACUAAAACCACUAAGACCUACACCUAUAAGAGCUCCGCAGUUCCCAAGUCUUCUUCGAAAAAAACGACAACUACAAUCAUUACGACGAAAACUUCAUCGGUCCCUAAAACUGAGACUAAAUACUCCUGGUCUAGUUCUUCGCAGAAAGCCUCAAAUCCAAUCCGCCUAACCCCGCCGGCCGUUAAUGCAGGCAUCUCUGUUGGUGGAGGAGAUUCAUCGAACUCAUGGUCGAAGAUAAUUAAAAGAAGUACCACAGGAGGUGAGAUCUACGCCAGAGAUGGUUCAUCCCUUUCUGGUUCUAUUGUAGGUGCGGGCGGCACUCGUGGCGCACAGUCCUGGUCCCAGCGAUCUGGAUUCUCGGGAGGCAGUUCUACUGCGCAGCGAUCUCCAGACAUCCGUUUCCGGUUAGCCCGAGGUCAGACCAGUAACGAAGCUCAGUUGCAAAACUCGAAUCCCUGGACCAGAAGCACCGGCCCAGACAGCGGAAGCUUGGAUAACGGAGCCCUAUCCGUAGAUGGCCAGAACAUGCAGGGCUUGGAGAGCUCCAGUGACCCUUCUAUGAUCCAAGGAGGCUACGUGGGCGCAACUGGACAGUAUCCCUACUGGUGGGGAGUUGGAGCCAGACCAAGCUGGACGCCUUAUGGAUGGCGUCCAUACGGAAGCGGAUGGGGUGGUUGGAACAAUCAAUAUUAAAGUUGAACCGUGGGAAUGGAUAAGGCCGGAAGAAAACGGCUGAUGACUU
This is a messenger RNA of Drosophila suzukii, 11920 nucleotides long. NCBI's taxonomy places the organism in Eukaryota, Metazoa, Arthropoda, Insecta, Diptera, Drosophilidae. The record is from RefSeq and is a predicted model, not a curated record.